This is a messenger RNA of Monodelphis domestica (gray short-tailed opossum), 13728 nucleotides long. RefSeq names its product ectonucleoside triphosphate diphosphohydrolase 1 (gene ENTPD1). The record is from RefSeq and is a predicted model, not a curated record. Lineage: Eukaryota; Metazoa; Chordata; Mammalia; Didelphimorphia; Didelphidae. Gene Ontology annotation, molecular function: ribonucleoside triphosphate phosphatase activity; GDP phosphatase activity; UDP phosphatase activity. Gene Ontology annotation, biological process: nucleoside diphosphate catabolic process. Gene Ontology annotation, cellular component: plasma membrane.
GAAUCUAGUAUCUUCAAAGACCUAUAUUAGGGUCUAUGGAGGAUGCAAAAGUGAAUGACAUAGUUCCUGUCCUGAGAGAGCCUCUAAUCUAGAUUCCUGAUCCUCCUUUGACUAUUAACUUCUAGGUCUGGCCUUGGGGCUGCUCCUUUGCUCAGUAUCCAUCUUACCCUCCAGUCUUUGCCCCAGAUCUCCUAGUUCCAGCUUCUUACCCUAUAAUCUAUAAUCUAUGACCCAUAGGGGCCAAUUGCCUGCAUGGGCUUCGGUGCUAAACCUUCCCAACAACUGCAGAUUACUUUUUUUCUUCCCCUAAUGAUACUUGGGCUCUUGAUUCUUUUUUUCCAGUUAGGACAAGUUUCACAGGUCUCCAAUUACAGGUUUGUAUUGUAGCUUUUCUCCAAAUCCAACUACGCUAAGGUCAGAAGACAGAUUUUUAAAUCAACAAGCUAACAUACACAAGCCCUUUGGAGUCCCAGUUUCCCCAAGACAGCAUUCAGAUUUUGAAAAUUCAAAUUUGUAAAUGUAGUUUGACUUUGCCAAGGGUGAUAUUUCUGAUUUCCUUUGUUAGUAUAUGUCCUAUGAUAAGUUCUUACCAGAUUUAGAGAUUCUUUGAGUGCCUAGACUCUUGAUUAAUCUAGACUCCCCCCUCUCACUUCUUCCUUAUAUUUCAUUCUCACUUUCUCUUGAUAUUAUUUCAGUUCAGUCAAUCAUAUUGCAAAAUCACUAGUCAUAGGAAAAAGCAUUCUUUUGGAAGAUUUUUUCCCCCCUAAAUAUGUGGUGAAGGAAUCUUCCUUGUGGACAAGGAAAAAAGGUUCCUCAAUUCCUGUAUGAAUGGAAGCCCCCAGGUGGGCAUAACUUUUCUGCGUGAUAUUUGUUUACUUUAUCUAUUUUUGGUCUGGACCUGAAAUUGAUUUCAUCUGCAUGAGGCAACUCCCACUGUGAAAAUUCCUUUCUGUGAUGCAGAUCUAUAGCUCCCCUAUAAACUAGGGCACUGAGGAGGAAAGCAUUUUGUGUAGGACCAAACCGUUAGUGUGUGGCAGGGAAAUGAUUUCAGUGUUAUUCCUCUCUUCACUGCCUCUUAUAUAUGCAUAUGCUAAUAAAAAGUAGGACCACAGAUCUCUAGACCUGGAAAGAGACUUAGAGACUCUCCAGUCCACUCCAUUUAUACGACAGAUGAGAAAACUAAAACCUACAGAGUUUAAAUCAUUUGUCCAACAUCACACAGCUAGUAAGAACCAGAGCCAGGAUUUAAAGUCAAUUCCAAAUUCAUUUAUUUCCACAACACCCCUAUGCCUCUCUUGUUAAGUGCUCAUUUUAUGGGUAAGCAAGACAGCUAGGUUGCACCAGAGUCAGGAAGACCUGAGUUUGAAUGUGGACUCAGAUAUUAGUUGUGUAACCCUGGGCAAGUCACUUACCCCUGGUUGCCUUACUUUCCUCAUCUAUAAAAUGAACUAGAUGAGGAAGUAGUAAACCACUCCAAUAUCUUUGCCCAAGAAAACCCCAAACCAGGUUUUUAAGAGUUGGACAUGACCGAAAACAACUGAACAACAAGGCUACUGUGUUGGGUAGCUCAAAAAUCAAUGAAUGCUUUUAUAUUUAAAGCUAAAGGUUGUCAACUUUUCAAAUGAACUUAAGAGUUCACAGCUUUUUUUUUUUUUACAAAAUGCUUUGAAAACAUCUAAAAGAAGGCAAUGAAUUGAUAAGUUUAGUAGGUUCCUGAGAGAUGUGUGAAAGUCCUUAAACUGCCCAUUGACAUUCUUUCUCGUAUGCUAGUGCAGAGCUAGGGUUUGUUUCUGAACCCACAGAUCCGACUACUUUGUUAAGGAUUUUCCUUGCUCUACCUGAAGGUGAAGAAAACAUAUUUCCCAGUUUCCAGAGCAACGGUUUAGUAAUAUAGUAUCAUUGGCACAUGAAGUACUUUAUUAAAUAGUAAAUUAUUAAGUCAUUUUAUUGGUGAUAUAUUUAUUAGUAGCAUAUUCUUCUUUAAUGGUAUAUUAUUUAUGCCAAAAUGUUUAGAUAUGAGUUAUUUAUAGCUAGAAGACAAAUAAAAGCUGUUUACUGGGGAAAUUUCAUAUUGUAUUGCUCAAAUAGUAACAAAAAGAUAACAUAUCUGAAUUAGAAAUAAAUAAACAACACACCUGAAUUAGAAAUAAUCUGUAGGGGGCAGCUGGGUAGCUCAGUGGAUUGAGAGCCAGGCCUAGAGAUGGGAGGUCCUAGGUUCAAAUGUGGCCUUAGACACUUCCCAACUGUGUGACCCUGGGCAAGUCACUUGACCCCCAUUGCCUAGCCCUUACAACUCUUAUGCCUUGGAACCAAUACAUAGUAUUGAUUCCAAGAUAGAAAGUAAGAGUUUAAAAUUUAAAAAAAUUAAAAAAAAAAAAGAAAGAAUCUGUAGGGAGUAGCUAGGUAGCUCAGUGGAUUAAGAACCAGUGCUAGAGACAAGGAGGUCCUGGGUUCAAAUAUGACCUCAGCUUCUUCCUAUCUAUGUGACCCUGGGCAAGUCAUUUAACCCCCAUUUCCUAGCCCUUACCACUCUUCUGCUUUGGAACCAAUACAUAGUAUUGAUUCUAAGGUGGAAGGUCAGGGUUUAAAAAAAAAAAGAAAUGAUGUAUAAUUAUGGGUGUUGAUUGAUCACUCAAUCACCUUAUCCCACUUAAAGUGAUGAGUAAGAUAUUCUAGCUGAUACCUUUAUCAGUUUCAAGGAAUACAAUGCUACUAAUUCAAUCAAUUUGUCAGUCAAAGGCAUUAAACUUAUUUAUGCCUUUUCACACCCCAAGGAUCUUAUAAAAUAGUAAAGCCAGUUCAGAUUCUAACAUUCUAGUGCCUGGCAGAAUAUAUAGAGGAGAGAGCAGCUCCAGCUGAAGCCCUGAGAAGGAAUCACUUGAGGGAAGAGGAGGAGGAGGAGGAGAGCCUCUGUCUCUUUCUUCCCCUCCCACAUUUUCCCUUCAGGUCAGAGAAGGACCUUGCCAACUUUACAGGGCUAGAGGAAUUAGACUGGUAUCUCUGGAGCAGUAGUGACUGGUGGCAGAGUCUACAUCAGGAACCUGGGACAAACUAGACACAAUGAAGAAAGGCAGUUCAAGACCCCUAUGAGGAGACCCAAAGAAAGCUUCAGUAUACAUAAGGGGGACUUUAUGAAGGUCCCACGAAGGGGAAGAAAAGGAUGUCCAACAAAAGAAUUUCCAGGAGCUGUACUAAACCAAAGAGAUGUGGAUCCAAAAAUAUCCUGGUCAUCCUUGCAUUCUUAUUUUUCUUGGCUGUGAUUGCUUUAAUCACAGUGGGACUAACCCAGAAUAAGCCACUGCCAAAAAAUAUUAAGUAUGGAAUCGUGCUGGAUGCUGGCUCUUCUCACACCAACAUGUACAUCUACAACUGGCCAGCAGAGAAAGAGAAUGACACUGGAGUGGUACAACAGGUGGAAGUGUGCAAGGUACAAGGUCCUGGCAUCUCAGGAUAUUCCCAGAAUGUGAAAGAUGUAGGCUUUUACCUCAACAAAUGCAUGGACAGAGCUGAGCAAGUGAUUCCCAAGGAGCAGCACCGAAAGACCCCUGUUUAUCUCGGAGCCACAGCUGGCAUGAGGUUGCUCAGGCUGGAGAGCAGCGACCUGGCAGACAGAGUCCUGGCAGCUGUGAAACAGAGCCUCACCUCUUACCCUUUUGAUUUCCAAGGGGCCAGGAUCAUCACUGGCCAGGAAGAAGGUGCCUAUGGCUGGAUUACCAUUAACUACUUGUUAGGCAAAUUCAACCAGACUAUCAACAGCUGGCUCCAUUUUCUGCCCAGUAGUGAAGGUCCUCAGGAAACCUCUGGGGCCUUGGACCUUGGAGGAGCCUCGACACAAAUAACUUUUGUGCCCCUCAAGGAGGAUAUUGAGUCCCAAGACAACUCCCUACACUUCCGUCUCUAUGGCAAAAACUACGAUGUGUAUACACACAGCUUCCUGUGUUAUGGGAAAGAUCAGGCUCUCCGGCUAAAACUGGUCAGCAAUAUUCAGGAUGCAGAGAAUGAAGUCUUAAAUGAACCAUGCUUCCACCCUGGCUAUAAAAGAGUUGUGAACAUAAGUGAGCUCUUCAACACACCCUGCAUCCCAGAGGAUAAGAAAUCCCUUAAGUUUCAGAAACUUGUUUUAAUGGGCACUGGAAACUAUUCAGCAUGCUGGCAGAGCAUUCAAAAGAUCUUCAACACCACCUAUUGUCCUUACUCAAGGUGUUCUUUCAAUGGGGUUUUCCUACCAGCCUUACAAGGAGAUUUUAGGGCCUUUUCUGCCUUUUACUUUGUGAUGGACUUCCUGAACUUGACUGAAGCAGGUUCUUCUUUGGAAAGGAUGAUUACCGAAAUACAAAGCUUUUGCUCUGAACCCUGGGAUAAGCUAAAAACACAAUUUAAAAGCAUCAAAGAAAAGUACCUCAGUGAAUACUGCUUCUCUGGAACCUACAUUCUUACCCUCCUAGAGCUAGGAUAUGGAUUCGGUGAACACAACUGGAAAGAUAUUCAGUUCAUGGGAAAGAUCAGUGGAAGCGAUGCUGGAUGGACCUUGGGUUACAUGCUGAACUUGACCAACAUGAUCCCAGCAGAGCAGCCUUUAUAUCCACCUCUCUCCCAUUCGACAUAUGUCUUCCUCAUGGUCCUCUUCAGCCUGGUCCUAGCUGGUGUUUUCUUCAUUGGAUGGCUUAUCUUUAGAAAGCCUUCAUGCCUCCAGAAAGGAACUGUAUAGCAAGUCUAGCUGAGAUCAGCUGGGUGAGAGCAUGACAGAAACACUUACAGGGAGAACGUUUCUUUCUCCUGCAAUUUCAUGCUGCACUUCUUCAUGGGGGUCAAUCUUUACCAGCACAAUGCUUCCCUUGACUUCUGCUGCAGGAUUUUUCUCAGGAGGGUAUCUUGCCAUCUGUGUCCCAUGCUUCAUGGCAAAAAUCUAGCAUCUCCUUGUGAUUCUUUUCUUUUCACCUUCUUUUUCCUGUGUGUUUUAUGCCUUUGUGGGUCACAAGGAUUCGCCAUUUUUUUCAGAACCUUGCUUUAUUGGACAGCCUCAUUUAUUUGGAAGAGAAGAGAUGAGGAAGCUAUGAAUCAUCUGCAGUGACCUAUGAAGGCCAGUGGGAUACACUGGGAGGCUCCGGUGGCUAGACAAUGCCUCAUCUCAGGAAUUGUUUAAAUUCCAUUGGGAUUUCCUUCUAUUCUCCUGCCUCCCAUUUAUGAAGACCAAAUGGAGCCUCUCUCUGUAUGGGGCAGAGACCAAUGGGCUGGAGGAAAGAUCUUUAGACUAGGCCAAAGUUGGCUAGGGCCAAAGAGUAUCACAUGGUCAUUCUCUGUGGUAAUAUGAUGCUUACCUCAGUACCAUACUGUGUCACCACUGGGAUAUGACUUCCUGGGGGCAGUCCCACUUCUGCCAGUAUACUUUGUUUUAGAGCUGCUAAACAUACAAGCAUACUAGUCCUAGGGAACAUGUCAUGGUGGAUGUGUGUAUGUCAAGAUUAAAGAUAUAGUUUCUACUCAGGGUUGAGAAUAAGUAUACUCGUGUAUCACAGCUUACACAAAAUCAGGCCUCAGUGUGGGAUCAGGCAUGGUAGUUUUGGGUAAAAGUGGGGAAACCUAUUUAUCAGUUGUAGAGCAAGGAUUCUCAGACUUUUUCAUCUCAGGACCCUUUUUUACUCUUAAAAAUUAUUGAAACACCCCUCCAUCCCAGAGCCUUUUUGUUUGUAUAGGUUAUAUCUGCUGAUAUUUAUUGUAUUCAAAAUUUAAAUGUCAGUAUUACUAUAAAUGGAAUUUUGACCUCACAGACACUCAGAUUCCGGGGAUCCCUGGACCACACUUUGACAACUCCUUCUCUGGAGUUACAGGUCUUUAAGUUGUGAUGACAAUCUGCAGCAAGUAAUUAACAUGUUUCGAGAAACAGUGAUGCUGGCCUUGCCUUGUGACCUAUUUCCUUUUGUGGAAAAUGGAUGUGCUGUUGUCAAUUCUGGGAGAGGUGGGAGAAGGGAAGAUGGUAAAGAAUCCCUGUGCUAUCCACUUCCAUGAACCGUUAUAAGAAUUGCCUCUUAGGCAAGAUUAAUGGUAUGUGAUUUUUUAAAUUUUGUUCCAGAACUCUGAUCUCUCCUUCAGUGGGCUUGUUAUUGAGCUGGUGGGGGAAGAAAUAAUUUUGCUAAAAGUAAAUGCCAUAUGUCCCUUUUCCCCCAGAACAACAUUUCUGCUUUUUAACAUGUCCAAAUGGUAUAAACCUGUGAGGAAGGAACCAACUUCUCUUUUAGAGUUAUUCCUAGCUGAACCUUGUUGGCCUUGAGCAGGAGUCUGAUGCCAAAUUUGGACAUUUAAAUCCUCUCUGAGGACAAAGCAAUCAGUCAAUGAUGAGAACAUUCCUUGUUUCUGUUUGCAUUCUUCUCCAUAUGUUCCAAGUACAAACCAAGUCCUCCCCGAUCAUUGAAUUCAAAGAGCUUGUUUGAAAAACACAAACAUUCACUCCAAGUCUCUGAGACAUAAUAAAAGUCUUGGACAACUCCAUUUAUUUGGAAGGGAGUAAGAUGAAGCUAUGAUUCAGCAAUAGUUGCUGGUGAAGGUACUACAUCAUUGUUUCUUACAGCACGUUAAUUAACUUUACUGCAGAGAAUCAUGGCGACCUAAUGACUUAUUGCUCCAUAGCCACAGUGGUCAAAGUGUGGUCCAGGGAGUCCAUGAGGUCUGCGAGGUCCUUUGCAGAGCAGUAUAGAUGGCAUAUGAUAUUAAUGAUUUCUUAUUGCAACCCUAGGAGUAGCUCUUUAAAAAUUAAUAAUUACAACAUAUGGUUAUGUAGCGCUUUGUUAUCUUAAAGUAUUGUAUAAUCUCAUUUGAGCUCUGUAACAACUUCAUGCAGGUAUUAUUUGUCCCAUUUUAUAGAUGAGAAAACUAAAACUCAGAGAAUUUAAAUGACAACACCAAGGUCACAUAGCUAGCCUGUCUCAAAAUUGGGAUUCAAAUCCAGGUUUUCUAACUCCAAGUCCCAUGUUCAUCUAUUCUAUGCCACUCAUUUUACAGGGGAACACCAUAUAUCUGACACCUUUAAACAAUAUUUAAUAAUAAAGGUGAAAAAUUAAGAGGCUAAAUAUUUACUUCUUAGGACCUUGCCUAACUCACAGCACUCCAAGUCCAUUUCUUACAACAGUGAACUUCAUCGCAUUGCUUGGCCACCAAGAAAUCGAAGGGAUAAGCUACCAAUCUCUACAGAUCUCAGCAAAACCAUUGAAGAAAUUAGACCAAGGCUCAGCUUAGUCUAAGGAGUAAGCCAGAGUCAGAUUAACAGGAUUUCAGGGUAUAUAAAUCUUUUAAUAACAGACUAAUAUCAUCACUAAUUAUAUCUCGUUGCAAUUAUUUCUAGACCCUUAGGUUAAGAGAAUGCUCUGUGAUCUCUUAAGAGAGAGUAAAGAGUGGGGUUGGGAGGGAGAAUUGGGGCUGUAUAUACGUGUGUGUGUGUUUUUUUUUUUGGUCCAUUAUAGUCCACAAAAGAAUAUAUACCAUCAUAAAGUCAUAUAAUUAUUGUAGGGUCUUUUUUUUAAGAAAUAGGAAAGAAUUCAACUAAUAUGCUUUUAGUAUUAAGAAUAGAAUACAUAGAUAUUUGUUAACAGAAUAAAUAAUUUAAAGUAUGUAUCAUUUCUAUAUUAUGGUUUAUGAGAAAGCAGGGUCUAUGGUAAAAACUGGCAAAGAGAGUAGAGACUUUCCGGGCAAGGAAAGAAGACAGGGGCAGAGUAGUACACUCAAGGCAGAGAAAAAAACAUUCCCUCCCCACCUCCCACCCCCGUCUUCCUCUACAUUUCCCUAGUAGAGGGAGAUAUUUAUUUUUGCAACCACAAGUAUUGUGUUAUAAUUCCCAUUGGAGCAUUUAUUAUAUUUGAAGUUGGAAGUCAUCUUUAACUAGGAUUUUAAUAUUUUAGCUAAAAGUUUUUGUUCAUUCUUCAAGUUUUGCUGCAUUAAGUGAGAAUAGGUGCCAGCUACUUGGUAUCAAUGCGUAGAUGGUCUGGCAGCUUCAAUGGAUAUUAGCUUUUUUUUAAUCAUCAAGACAAUUACUUAAAUAAAAACAUAGGCUCAGCCAGGGCACCCUUUGCAGCUCAAAUGGCCUCACAUUUUAAAUUGACAGAAUUCCUUAAAGACUCAUGUACCCAUUUUCUUUCUUAAUUACACAUGUAAUACCCUGUAUAAUACAUUAAAAACUUUUCAGUUUAACAAAAAUACACCAAAAUUAAACAAAGCUGGUUUUAUCAUAGGCAUAAAUAUGUUUUCAUAGUGGGAGAAAUGAUGGCCAAAAUACAUUCCAUUUAUUAAUUCAUUUCAAGCUGGAUCUAAAUACAUGGACUAUGGCUUCCACACUCUUAUAAAAUCAAUAUGAACCUCUAAAAUCAAGUGACUUCAUUGAUUUGGCCUCAUAGAUUUCCUCUGAAACCAGGAUGAAAGGGGCUAUAAUUCAUUAUAGCAUCCUUGAGUGGAGCUGGUCCUCCAAUAAACAUAUAAUAUAUAGAGGUGUUGGCUGAGGGGCGCCAUAUUGAGAAGGUUUUGCAGGGAUUCUUUUAUUAAAUGAAUUUGAUGGUAGCUAGAUUAGAUGUGAACACUGGUCUAGGCUUUUAUGCACAAGGAUGACCUGGUAGUAUCUGACGAUACUAUAAUGGCAUUAUGGGCAGGAACAAACAAGUUGAGUCCAUGUUUUUAUAUUGUAAAGAGAUAUUUUACAACAAAACCUCAUCUGAAAAGUGCACCUCUUUCCAUAAAUGACCACUUGAAUGAAGUUCUCUGAGAAGCUAUGUCACUUAUCUUCUUGCUGUGACUUGAAAAGAGGGAAAGGACAGAAAAGGGAGUAGAAUGGGAAAAUGGGAAAGAAAGGAUAGGAAACUGAAAUGUGGAGGGAAGAAGAAGGGAAGGGAAAGGACAAAGUGUACUAAGAACUACGUAGAUGCUUAAUUAUUGAGAAAAUCUUGUUAGAGAAAAGUCUCACAUUAAGAGAAUUGUAUAUAAGAAUAUAACCUAAAAAUCUAGCCACUCACCAGAGGAACCCCAGACUUUAACUUGCUCCAAAAAGGUAUUUAAAUCUCUAUGGGCUAAAAUAAGCUUUUUAGAAGUGUUAUGGUCCCUUCUCCCCCCCAAAAAUGUCCUAGAUCAACCUUUUCAAACAUCAUUUCCACUUUUCACUUGUCUUAUGUUUAAAGCUAUAGUGAUUCUCGAUUGCAUCCAAUGUAAAAUCUCCACCUGACUUUCAAAGCUCUCAAGAGAGGUUUACUGGAUUUAUUGUUUGCAUCAUUCAUUAUAGCUCAUAAAGUACUAGUAACACAAUAGGAGCUUAAUAAAUGCCUUUGAAUGAGUGCUCUCUUCAAUAGCUAUCACCUGAGAAGUGUUCCUAGUCUUCACUUAUGAGACAGUUUAACAGCCAGUAUGAUCAUAGAACAUCCAAAUUAGUAUCCAUUAGUUAAGGCAAAUGCUUAAGGAGGAGGAUAGAACCAUUAGAGCACAUCCAGAUAUGGGUAUGAUUAUGUAAACAAUCAAAUGACUUCUGUCUGAAAAUAAUUGGAAAAAACACUAAUCCCUCCAAUGUGGAGGAAAUAUUUGAAGUUAUUUGAAUAUAAAGAUGUAAUCAUGACAUUGUACAUCACCUAAAAUGGUAGGUAAUAUUGGGCCUGACUUGAAUUAAUGAAUGAAUUCUUAGAUACUCUGUCUAUAUUUUUUAAAAAAACAACAAAAAAAAACAAUUCUUAUGUUCUGUCUUAGAAUCAAUUCUAUGUAGUGGUUCCAAGGCAAAGAGGCUAGUCAACUGGGGUUAAGUGACUUGCCUGGGGUCACACAGUUAGAAUCUAGUUAGGAAACUAGAUUCAAACCCAUGACUUCCUUUCUCUAGGCCUGGCUCUGUAUCUAGUGGACCAUCUAACUGCCUCUGGGCCUCUACUUUGAGCCAUCGCCAGCAGGUGAACAGUGGAUACCCAUUUUUGCUGAAAUUUCACAGAUUAGAGUAGAAUUGAAUUUUGGAGCUGAAAGGAACUUAGAAAUGAUCUAGUUCAAUUCUCUUAUUUUAUAGAUGAAAAAAUUUAGACCAUGAGAAUUUAAUGGCUUGACCCAAGUCACUUAUCUAAUUAGUUUACACAGUUGGGACUACAAUCAAUGUUUCUUAAACAUCUAUGGCUUUUUUAAAAGGUGAGAUUAGGGAUAUGUGAUCAUUAUGCUGUCCUUUUCUCCAAAAAAUAUAAUUCUAUAUUAAGGAAAAAUAGAUGAAUAUUAUUCCAGUUUUAUUAAAGUUAAUUAAAAAGAUAAAAGAUAAAUCUGUAAGUAUUUAAAAUAGCAAUUUUUUUCUACUAGUUAACUGUCAACAGUAAACUGUUGGUUGGUUUGAUUUCCUAACUUCUCAGCUUCACCAAGACUUUCUAAUGCUUUCUAUUCUAACAUUUCUAGCUACUAUUCAGGAAGUACUUAAUUAUCUUUUUAACACUCCCCCCCAAUAGGAAUAUACUUGCUCUUCUUCUACCAAGGUCACACUUUACCUGCACUUUAGGAUGUUUAGCCCCUUUAUGCUUAGCCUUUUCCAUGUAUUUCUAGACUGUUCUUGAAACAGAAGCACAUAAACUUCCUUAUAUCUCAGACCCCUCUGACUAAGUGAAUUGUCUUUUCAUCAAAUAAUCCAACUUCUAAUAAUAUUAAUGUUACUAAUUAACCCUAUUAAAAUCACAUAAAUGGUAAUUGACUGUUAUAGACUACUUUAAAGUCUGCAAAAUAUUUUAUUUACAAGCUUUUCUUCUCCAGCUAAGUUAGAGCCACCCAAGAAAACAUCAGAUAUGAAAUCCAGUUAUUUCUCAGUGAUCAAAUUUAUAGCAAGAAAGGUUUUACUAAUUGUGUUUUCUGAAAGGAAAGGUGAUUAGUAGAAUUCAUAAUAGAAGUAAGGAAAACUAUGGCAUUAGCUUCCUGAUACACACUAAUGACCUGGGAAUACCCCAGAUGUGUUUUGGAGCAUUGAGUUUUGUUUCUACUCACUGCUUUAGUUUGUGAUCCUCAGUUCAAAGCAAUGACUCCGUCCUAUUGUUGCUUGGUAUACUAUAAACAUCUAGAACUAAUAUUUGGCUGCAUGUAUUGUAUAAAAGCAAAACACAGAAAAUUCCAUAUUUUGGACUAAUCAGAACACUUUAUUUUACUACUGAGUGUCAGUUACAAAAUUGAGGUCCUAAAAUAAAAAAUCAGUCAGUCAAUAAACAUUUAUUAAACACCUACUAAGUACCAGGUACUGUGCUAAGCUGGGGUAAUAAAAAAAUGCAAAGGAUAAUCUCUGCUCUGAAGGAGCUCACAGGGUAAUGUGGAAGACAAGCAAACAAAUUUAGACAAACAAACUAUAUAUAGAAUAAAUGGGAAAUAAGAGAAAAUACUAGAAUUAAAAGGGGUUGGGAAAGGCUUGUCCCAUAGAAAAUGGGAUUUAAGUUGAGUCUUGAAGGAAGCCAGAGAAGUCAGGAUGCAGAAAUGAGGAGGUAGAAUAUUUUAGGCAUGGUGAGGCAGGCAUUAAACAUCCCAAGAAGCAUAUGUAUUUGAUAGAAGAAAUAAAGAGAAUUACCAAAAGGAGAUUCUUGAAGCCUAUUUCUUGUAACCUUCAAUUUUAAAAAGAACUGCUAAGGAACAAUAUUUUUCUCUAGGCUAAAACUUUUUCCAGGCCUUUCCCUUUAGGAAAAUGAAUAGAACAAAAACUCUUCCUUCCUUUCUUUUUCUUUCUUUCUUUCUUUCAAUAAAGGUCUUCCUUCCUUCCUUCCUUCCUUCCUUCCUUCCUUCCUUCCUUCCUUCCUUCCUUCCUUCCUUCCUUCCUUCCUUCCUUCCUUCCUUCCUUCCUUCCUUCCUUCCUUCCUUCCUUCCUUCCUUCCUUCCUUCCUUCCUUCCUUCCUUCCUUCCUUCCUUCCUGUCUUGACAUUGAUACUAAGUAUCUGUUCUAAGGGCUAGAGUACAAGUAAGGGCUCAGCAAUUGGAAUUAAGUGACCAGGAUCAUGCAGCUAGGAAGUGCCUGAGAGUAGAUUUGAACCCAUGUUUGAACUCUGUCUUCAGGCCUGGCUCUCUAUCUGCCGAGCCACCUAGCUGCCCUUUCCUAAGGUCUCUCUAAGGAAAUGGAUUAGGAGUAAUAAUCAAGCCUAACUUUCAUCUAUAUGUCAUUAUUUUUUCUUCCCACCCACCUACUAUUUCUCCAAAGUUAAGACAUUGUUCCUAGAUCAGUUUGUUAUUAUAUCCAUCUUAUAAUAGAUGAAGAAAAACUGAGAGAAGUUAAGGAUAACUUGGGUAAAGUCACACAGGGAUUGGAUCAAGAUCAUAGGUUCAUAGGAUUUAAGGUUAUAAAUUUUGAACUGGAGUGGACCUUUUAAGUCAUAUAGUCAUAUGGUAACAACUGCCAUUUUGUGGACAAAGAAAGUGAGGUCCAAAGACACCAAAGUUCUUGCCCAAGUCACAGACUUAGAAGAGAGUAGCAUACAAACUUCAGUUCCGUGAUGCUAACUCCAAGACUUUUUCAUACCAAUCUGCUAACUCAACUGUACACUCCACCUCCAAGAUCCCAGACCAUAGAAAGGAUCAAGUUGUUUUAUCUCAGCUGACUUUCCUUAUUUCUGAUUCUUUUCUCUACUUAUUUUUAUGCUUCAUUUUUCUUGUUGCCACAUGCAGGUUUCAAAUCUACUGUAUUCUAGACAUUCUAUGUGGAAAUGAAUGGUGUCUUGAAAGUCUGGCCAACAUGGUCUCAUGAAUAUUUUGGUUACUUUUUUCUAUCUGAUCAGCUGGGAAAAUAGCAGUUCUGAGUCCACACUUCUCAAAAAAUAAGGGGGGGGGUGGCAAUUGGAAUAGAGAAACAAAUAUGUAGACUUUGGCAUAAUAGAAAUGCCAUACAAAGCCAUGGUAUUACCGCUUAUAGAACUGUAGAACAUCAGAGCUGGAAGAGAACUUAGAAAUCAUGGAGCCAAGAAGCAGAAGCAGCUAGAUGGUGUCAGUCUAGAGUGCUGAGCCUAGAGUCAGGAAGAGGUGAGUUCAAAUAUAGCCUGAAAAAAAAAUGUGAUCCUGGACAAAUCACUUAACUUCUGUCUGCCUACCUCCCAGAAUUGGUUAUAACGAUCAGAUGAUAUAAUAUUUGUAAAACACUUCAUAUAGUGCCUGGAACAUAGAAGGUGCUAAAUAAAUCCUUAUUUUUCUCCCUUUCCCUCCCCUUACCUGAAGCUUAGAAGAGUAAAGUGUGGAAGUGACAGUCAUGACAAAAAUGAGGUCCCAAAACAUUUAAUUCAUUGUUAUUUCCGGUAUACCAAACCUAGAGCCAUUGGUAAAUAGAAAUUCUAAUAAAGAAAUAAGUUCCAAAAAUUCAACUAUACCAUCGAUUGGCUACAUCCUCUUUUAUUUUUGUUUGUUUCAUUUUCAUCUUUGGAUCCUUAAUAAUUCCUAGGCCAAGAAUCUAAAUGGGAACACAAGUCACAAACUGUGGCUCCAGAGAGCCUGCAGUUGAAUAGAAUCACAAAAACCAUAUCUCUCAGUUGAAAAGAAAUCAAGUCAUGUAAUUCAAUCUGUAUACAAACAGGAAUUCCUUAAUGAUACCAUCCAUCAUCCUCUGCUUGAAGAACCUCAGUGAUGAGGAACACCUUGAUACAACCCUUUCUACUGUGUUGGGAAGGAUUUGGGGAUGGGGAGGUUUAAGGGGGAAGAACUGAAAUCUUCAACUUUGUAACUUUCAUUUACUGCUUUUACUGAGUUCUACCUUCUGGAGUCAAGGAGAACAAAUAUAAUUCCUUUUGCCCAAAA